Vitrella brassicaformis is the source of this 2688-nucleotide messenger RNA. The record is from the annotation of a GenBank genome assembly. Lineage: Eukaryota; Vitrellaceae.
CGACAGGCUUGAGUCAGAGGCACUGGGUGUGAAGGCAGGAGGGAUUGGCGUAGGAUCUCGUGGUGUCCUGGCCACUGGGCUGAGACAAAAAUCGACUCGCGACUGAGUCUGUGACAAUCCCAUAUAUUGGGAGAGAGGCAGCGAGGAUGUUCUUCGGCGGGUUUCCGUUCGGCGGCUUCGAGGAUGGGCCGCAUCCGGGAAUGCCGGGAAUGAGACGAGAGAAGAAGGGUCACUCACUCACUCACGCACUCACACACAUGCACGCGCUUCGUUGGCAUGAGGGAGGGAUGGCUGACCUGACUGUCCGUCCCUCUGUGUGUGUGUGUCCUUCAGAGGUUGAUAACAAGCGGUUCUACGAGGUGCUGGGCGUCAGCCAGAAUGACGACCUCAACACUAUCAAGAAGGCCUACCGGAAACUCGGUAAGCGCAUCGCGAUUCAUCGCACUCACUCACUCACUGAGAGGGCGUUGAUUGCAACAUCGGUCGCGGGUUGUGGCAUCUUUGUUGUGUGUGGCAUUCACUUGUGCAGCGAUGAAGCAUCAUCCCGACAAGGGAGGCGACCCUGAGUUGUUCAAAGAAAUCGGUCGCGCCUACGAGGUGCUGAGCGAUCCCGAGAAGCGGAGGACAUACGACGAAGUCGGCGAGGAGGGGCUCGAGGUACGUACACAUUGACGCUACGGCAACCAGCAUGCACAUCCAGAGUCCCAUGCUGUGAUCGAUCAUCGAUCACUGGUAUCCUCUAUCUACCUUCCUUGUAUGCAUGGUCCACCAGGGCAGCGGUGGUGGAUCUGACCCGACCGACAUCUUCGAUUUGUUUUUCGGUGGCGGUGGUGGGCGGCGGGGAGGGGGCGGCGGCAGGCGGAAAGGGGAGGACGUCGUGCACCCACUCAAGGUAGCUACCCACACAGGGUCAGGGAGGGAGGGAGGGGAAUAAAUGAAGCACUGAGAAUCGAUGAUGGACGGGCACAUGGGAUCGGUGUGUCUGCUUGUCAGGUGACCUUGUCUGACCUGUACAACGGCAAGACGCGCAAGUUGGCCAUCAACCGAGACAUCAUUUGCCCUGACUGCGAUGGCGUCGGCGGACCAGAGGUACCGUAGCACACACAUGGAUGGAUCAAGACACACAAGGAUCCUCCGCGUGCGUGCGUGUGUGUGUGUGUGUGUGUGUUCAGUCUGCGAUGGAGACCUGCUCUGCCUGCAAGGGCAGAGGCAUCAGAGUCACCAUCAGACAGGUGAGGUGCGCACAGACAGAAAGACAGACAGACAGACAGGAGUGAAUGGCUGGCUGGCUGGCUGGCUGCCAGUGUCUCACUCACCUCUGUUGCCGUGUGUGUGUAUGCCUGUCUGUCGAUGGCUGGCUGGAUACACUCAGAUGGGUCCGAUGAUUCAGCAGAUGCAGUCUCCCUGCACCGAGUGCCGGGGGCAGGGCAAGUACAUCCCGCAACACAAACAGUGCAAGAGAUGCGGAGGGGUACGCCUGCCUUGCCUUGCCUUGCUGGCCUCACGCCCGCCCACGACUGAUACCAUAAUGCAUGGCAUGGACACAGACAGAUGACAUACAUGCUUUUGUGUGCAUGGUUUGCUGCAGGAUGGCACGAUCAAGGAGCGGAAGGUGCUGGAGGUGUUUGUUGAGAAAGGGGCGCCAGACAACAAAAAGAUCAUUUUCAGGUGAGUAGGGACGCACAGACACACACAGGUCUCUGCAUUGCAAUGCAUUCACGUGUGUGUGUGUGUAGGGGCGAGGCCGACGAGAGGCCGGGUCAGCUCCCCGGCGAUGUCAUCUUCGUCAUCCAACAGCAAGAACACCCGGUGCGUGGCGUGGCGUGCAGGGAACUCGAACACACACUGACCUGCAUCCAGGGACGGGACGUGUGUGUCUGUGUGUGUUUGUGUGUAUAGGUGUUCACCCGCAAGAAGUCCCACCUGCUGAUGAAGAAGAAGAUCACUUUGUUGGAGGCUCUCACAGGAUUCUCAUUCGAGCUCGUACACCUCGACAACCGGUAGGUACAUCCAUAUCCCAUGCAUGGUUCUCCCUCUCUCUCCAUGCAUUGAUAUGCAUGCCUGUGUGGCGUGCCCGACCCUUCCCUUCUGUGUGUGUGCAGCAAGUUGAUCAUCAAGAGCAACCCCAAUGAGGUGAUCAAGCCCGGCGAGAUGAAGGCGAUCGCCAACGAGGGCAUGCCCUCGGUCAAGAACCCCUUCAUCAGGGGCUACCUCUUCAUCUCGUUCGAUGUCGAGUUCCCCGACGCACUCGACGACAAGACCUGCAACGCACUCAAGAAGCUGCUCCCCUCACCCCGCAAGAUGGACAUGGACAUCGACGACCAACUCGACGCUGAAGUCCACUACGUCGAGGUACUAUACUACGUCCACACGCACUCACCCAUGGGCACGAAGAGUUAGGUUGUGACAUGUGUUUGCCCUUGGGGUGUGGCCAGACGGUCGACCCCGAGCGUUUGAAGGAGGAUGCGGCCAGGUCGGGGGAGGCCUACGAGGAGGACGAAGAUGAGGGAAUGGGUACGCACGCAAACACACACACACACACACCCCGACCGACUCACCGAGAUGGUUUGUCUUGUCUCGUUUCUCUCUCUCUCUCUCUCUCUCUCCGUGUGUGUGUGUGUGUUCAGGUGGCCCCCGCGUGCAGUGCAGACAGCAGUGAGGCGCGGAGCCUGCCGUCGAUGAAUGAAG